AGGAGCUCUUAUUUUACCUGCUCCUGACAGCUCAGGGAGAAAUGGUCUCGGUUUCGCGGCGAAGAGCCGGUAAGGUGGACAGACUGAAGUUCGGAUCCAGCUUCCACACUUACUAGCCCUGUUACUGUCUGCCCACAGUUCUGUGGAACAAUUGAAAACUUCCUACUCCCCUGAGUUGAGAGGCUCGAUACCAGAAGACAGCCCUGUAUGGCUCCAGGUCCCAACAUCCAGGGAGCUUAUCAGCUUCCGCCAAAUUUUUCUAAGAAACGGUCGGCCGCUCUAGCCAUUUGGUCCUCCAGGUGUCGGUGGUGUGAAGCCUCGCGCUUGCGCGGCGUGGGCGGAGGCGGCAGCGGCGGCGGCGGGCGAGAGGCGUUCCAGGCGAGCUGGGCGCGGCAGCGGCUCGAGGAAAAGUGGGAUGGAGCGACGUCUUCCUCUGCAGGUCUCGGUCGUCUCCGGACCCCGUCAUCUGAGGCUUCUCCGAAGUCCAGUCGAGCGCUCGGGCGGCCCACGCAGCGUCUUACCCCGGACAGCACCCGAGAAGGUGGAGAACCUUCUGGAGGACCGCCUUGGGCCUCCCUCUCAUCUCCCCACCUGAAAAACCCUACUCCCAGCGCACCCCGGGGGAAUCUUUGAAGAAGGAAAAAGCCCCAGUUUAUCUGCGAAUUUAGCCCUCUCGAGUCCCGGAGUUAAUUCAUAUAGAGGGUUCAUCUCCAGGAUCUCUGGCUUUUGAUGGCACCAUUUAGACACAGGAGCUCAGAAUCUCCCAGAGCUGCCUGUCUCCAUUUGGGGGGAACUAAGAUCUUCUUCAAGUAACUUCAUCGUGUGAUUUUAUUCGGAACCAUGCUGAACCAUUCCCAUAUUUGCAAACAGCUGCCAUCUACCAUCUCACACCCUUUCUUUGGGUCCCUGUUCCCAUAGUCAUCCAUUUGGAACAUGGCCAUAUAUGGCCUCAUGUCUGAAGCCAUUCAUUCUGGUAUGCAAAGAAGACUUUUUACACAGAUGUCCUUAGAGACAAUAUGGAUCAGUCCGGAGUUCUCCUCUGGGUGAAAGCAGAACCCUUUAUAGUGGGCACCUUACAGGUCCCACCACCAUCCAAGUUCAGUCUUCACUACCUCAGGAAGAUAUCCACCUAUGUGCGAACCCGGGCCAUAGAGGGAGCUUACCCACGCCUAUACUGGUCAACCUGGAGGCACAUUGCAUGCGGGAAGCUACAGUUGGCUAAGGAUCUGGCGUGGCUUUACUUUGAAAUCUUUGAUAGUCUUACAGUGAAGACACCAGAGGAGCGUCUGGAGUGGUCUGAGAUUCUGUCCAGUUGCACAUCUGAGGAUGAAGUUGAAAAGCAGAGAAAUCAGCUUUCAGUGGACACCCUACAGUUUCUGCUGUUCUUAUAUAUACAGCAGUUAAAUAAAGUCUCCCUAAGGACAUCUUUGAUUGGAGAAGAGUGGCCUACUCCCAGAAACAGGUCUCAGUCUCCUGACCUGACCGAAAAAUCCAGUUGUCAUAAUAAGAACUGGAAUGAUUACAGUCACCAGGCGUUUGUCUAUGACCAUCUGUCAGAUCUCCUUGAGCUGCUUUUAGAUCCAGAACAACUCACUACAUCCUCUCAUUCGACUAAUAGUAGUCUAGUCUCUAGAGAAGCUGUUGUGGCACUCAGCUUUCUUAUUGAAGGUACAGUGAGGAGAGCCAGGAAGAUAUAUCCGCUUCAUGAACUUGCGCUAUGGCAACCACUGCAUACAGAAAGUGGCUUCUCAAAGAUCUCUAAGACCUUUUCUUUCUACAAGCUGCAAACCUGGUUGAGAGCCUGUUUGACUGGGAAUCCAUUUGGUACCUCUGCUUGCCUCAAGUCUGGAAAGAAAUUGGCUUGGGCUCACCAAGUUGAAGGGACGACCAAAAGAGCUAAGAUUGCUUGUAAUACUCAUGUGGCCCCUAGGAUGCACCGCAUGGUGGUGAUGAGCCAGGUUUACAAGCAGACAUUGGCUAAGAGCUCAGAUACUCUGGUGGGGGCACAUGUAAAGAUUCAUCGUUGCAACGAAUCUUUUAUAUACCUGCUCUCUCCCUUACGAUCUGUGACAAUUGAGAAGUGCAGAAAUAGCACAUUUAUUCUUGGCCCAGUACAGACUACUCUUCACCUCCAUGGCUGUGACAAUGUUAAAGUCAUUGCUGUUUGUCAUCGUUUGUCCAUCUCUUCUACUAUAGGCUGCAUCUUUCACAUUCUGACGCCUACACGCCCACUUAUUUUCUCUGGGAACCACACAGUAACUUUUGCCCCUUUUCAUACCCAUUACCCAAUGCUGGAGGACCAUAUGGCCAGAACCGGCCUUGCUACAGUGCCUAACUAUUGGGAUAAUCCAAUGAUUCUGUGCAGAGAGAACAGAGACACAAGUGUGUUCCGACUCUUACCACCUUGUGAAUUCUAUGUAUUUAUUAUUCCCUUCGAAAUGGAAGGGGACACAACGGAAAUACCUGGGGGUCUUCCAUCCGCAUAUCAGAAAGCACUGGGCCAAAGAGAACAAAAGAUACAGAUCUGGCAGAAAACUGUGAAGGAAGCUCAUUUGACAAAGGAUCAAAGGAAGCAGUUCCAGAUCCUGGUGGAGAAUAAGUUCUAUGAGUGGUUGAUUAAUACAGGACAUCUCCAACAGCUGGACAGCCUCGUGCCCCCUGCAGCAGGUUCCAAACAAGCAGCAGGAUGAGACUCUUACAUCAGAGCACUGGGCCCUGGAAGAAUGAGGAUGAAAGGAAGAUGAUGUACAUCUUGAAACUAAAUUGGGAAGGUGCGCUUGCUGCUUGAAAGACAUCAGGGCUUUUUCUUCCUGUUUAAGACCUUUCCUUGAUUUCCAUCGCAUACUUAUUUAUUACCAUUUCAGUUGAAUUUAGGUGAACUUCUGACCAUCAUAUAAAUGUACUGUUUAUAGAACAUGGGAUGAUUCAUCUUUGUGAUGCCAAAAUGUAAAAGUUGAUGAGGCCAGCCCCAUUGUAUAUAUGUUCAUUUUAAAGUGAUUGAAUGUAGAUUUAUAAUAAGUUAACUUCACAUUUUAAUUUGUAUGAUAAAAGGAUUUCAUCCUUUCUGAGGUUGAGAGUUUUAUAGUUCUUUGUAACUAUGUAAAAGGAAAUUUCUACUCUUUUCAAAAAUAAUUGGAAAGAAAGUAUAAUUGUUGGUAUAUAAAUGUAGCGAAGAUAGUUUUAUGCAAAGAUAUUUUAGUCCUUAAAGUAUAAAACUUAAUGAAAUUGUAAAGUCUUUAUUUUCACUUUGUGCUUCAGAUUUUCAAUAAACAUGCCAUUAAAAGUAAUUUUUUCCUUUUGAUGAAAAGAUAAAGCUUCACUUAUAACUUUAGAAAAAGGUUUCCAGUGUUAUUCUGUGAUAUAUCAAAAUACAGUUUACAUUCGAUUGGGAAAGCUGUGUUCUUUAACAUAAAAUAAUUAUCAAAUUAGUAAAAUGAAUCUGAUUGCUGAUAAAUGUUUCAUGUGCUCGUUGACCAUUGAAUUCUUAAUUAUUUCAAGAAAAGGCUUGAACUUUAUUUCUAAAGUGAAAAUUAAACCUUGGAAUUUGUUAAUUCUGAGGUUUUCAUAGUUUUUAAGAUGAAAUUCAAGGAAGCAGAGUAUUAUCAAAUAAACACAGGAGUG
Messenger RNA from Artibeus jamaicensis (Jamaican fruit-eating bat), 3621 nucleotides. RefSeq names its product TBCC domain containing 1 (gene TBCCD1). The record is from RefSeq and is a predicted model, not a curated record. The transcript is spliced from 10 exons. Gene Ontology annotation, biological process: maintenance of Golgi location; maintenance of centrosome location. Lineage: Eukaryota; Metazoa; Chordata; Mammalia; Chiroptera; Phyllostomidae. The coding region runs from base 1017 to 2690 and encodes 557 amino acids. Gene Ontology annotation, cellular component: spindle pole centrosome.